AUGCUUCCGCCAGACUUCAAGCGGAGGAACCCGCUCAGGGUGCGACCUUUCCAAGACUUCGAUGACGCCGCCCCACCACCAUCCAAUGCCCGAAACAGGGUCUUGAACAUGGUCCAUGAGACUGGAGGGUUUAACCCAACUUGGAGGCGAAAGAAGGUUGAGGAAUACAUCGCCCCUAAAGGAGAUGACGAACAGAAGCCUUCGAAGAGGAAGCGCAGGAACAAGAACAAGAAGACGAAGGAGGCAAAGGACGGCCUCGAGAGAUUGCAGGCAGGCCAUCAUGAAACCAUUGUGGCAUACGGCAUGGAUAUUGGCAAGACGCUGGUAGCCGUAGGAUUGUACGCCGUCUUGAAGCAAGACUUCGCCAUGCAUGGGCUUGAUUGGUCCUUGAUUGACAAGACAACUUUGGACGAAGGGCAUGAUUCGCAUGAGUUUGACCGCAAAGUGAGCAUACAAGGAGGGUUUCUGAUCGUUGUCCAAGUCGAUCUCAUUCCCUUAUGGGAGAAGGAGCUCCAGGUGCACUUGGAAAACCCUCCAAGUGUCAUUGUAUACCAUGGACACCAGUCGUGGUACCACUCCACAGCGCAUACUGCAGACGAGCUUGCCGCAGUUGAUGUGGUAAUAACAUCCUAUGAGACGUUACGGUCAGAUUACGAAGAUGCCAUGGCCGCUGCAGCGUCGCACGAAGACUUCUUCAAGACACCGGUUCUCGCACGUUCCCCCACCAUGGUCAUAUACUGGAGGGGCCAAAUCUUGGACGAGGCACAUAAGAUCGCAAACGACAAGACUGGUGUCAACAAGGCUGUAAAUCGCGUUCGACCGUUGAUGCGUCUGCCACUUACGGGUACGCCAUUCCUCAACGAUUACACAGAUAUCCAGUCCCAGCUGUCGCUGAUCAAGCUCGCGCCCUGCGACGAUCCGAACUUUUUCGCUUCUCUUUUCCUGUUACAUUCUGCGGCCAACCCAUUCGUAUACCGCACGUUGUCGGGCAAACUCAACAGCGUGCUCUCUCUGGUACUCAAGUUAUACUCUCUCCAGCUAGAUCACGGAAACAUUUUUUAUGGCGAGACGGUUGCUUCCGAGAUCGAUGCGGAAUAUGUUCGACAUGACCACGAAUUGGAAAGCUGGGAGAGAGACGCGCAAGAGAACGUUAAACAACCGUGGCUUCCAAGGUUGGGACCUGGGAGCCGGGCGAGGGUGAGCGGCAAUAGCGGCGAAGAUAUUCUCAAGCUCAUCAUCUUCGCCAGAGUAGCGGCUGUGCACCCCGAAUAUGCUGACACGGGUCACGGAGAGAACGGAAUUGUCAAGGUCGAUUAUCAGGAACUCGAUGAUGGUGCAGUAGAAGGCCUCCCCCUGGGCGAGAUUUCGAAGUUGCAGGUGCUCAAGCGUGGCGUGGGUCAAUGCGGCAAUGACGUCAUGGCUAGCGGACCUUGCGACGCGUUCGUUUUGAUCACGCACUCUCUCCAACUCUACCUAAGUAUCUUACAGUCCAGGUUUCGUUCAAACUAG
Molecule: messenger RNA, 1509 nt
Organism: Alternaria viburni
Lineage: Eukaryota; Fungi; Ascomycota; Dothideomycetes; Pleosporales; Pleosporaceae
Exons: 2
Coding region: 1-1509 (502 amino acids)
Molecular function (GO): ATP binding; ATP-dependent chromatin remodeler activity
Source: RefSeq, a predicted model, not a curated record